This is a messenger RNA of Acanthosepion pharaonis, 1227 nucleotides long. The record is from the annotation of a GenBank genome assembly. NCBI's taxonomy places the organism in Eukaryota, Metazoa, Mollusca, Cephalopoda, Sepiida, Sepiidae.
AUGCAACAUCGGCCCGACUACAUAGCAGCGAAAACUGGACGAUUUCUUCACAGAAGAACUGAACAUAUUUUCAAAAUUAUAAUUCUUCUUUAUCUGUCUGUGUGUGUGUCUCCCGCACCCUCUUCCCUCGUGUCUCUCUCUUCUCUCUUCCCUCGUCUGUGUCUCUCUCUUCUCUCUUCCCUCGUCUGUGUCUCUCUCUUCUCUUCCCUCGUCUGUGUCUCUCUCUUCUCUCUUCCCUCGUCUGUGUCUCUCUUCUCUCUUCCCUCGUCUGUGUCUCUCUCUUCUCUCUUCCCUCGUCUGUGUCUCUCUCUUCUCUCUUCCCUCGUCUGUGUCUCUCUCUUCUCUCUUCCCUCGUCUGUGUCUCUCUCUUCUCUCUUCCCUCGUCUGUGUCUCUCUCUUCUCUCUUCCCUCGUCUGUGUCUCUCUCCUCUUCUCUCUGUCUCUCAAACAUCUGUGUCUCUCUCUUCUCUCUUCCCUCGUCUGUGUCUCUCUCUUCUCUCUUCCCUCGUCUGUGUCUCUCUUUCUCUCUUCCCUCGUCUUUGUCUCUCUCUUCUCUCUUCCCUCUCGUUUGUGUCUCUCUUCUCUCUUCCCUCGUCUGUGUCUCUCUCUUCUCUCUUCCCUCGUCUGUUCUCUCUCUUCUCUUUUUCUCGUCUGUGUCUCUCUAUCUCUCUUCCCUCGUCUGUGUCUCUCUCUCUAUUCCCUCGUCUGUGUCUCUCUCUUCUCUCUCUCUCUUGUGUCUCUGUCUUCUCAUUCCCUCGUCUGUGUCUCUCUCUUCUCUCUUCCCUCGUCUGUGUCUCUCUCUCUAUCCCUCGUCUGUCUCUCUCUCUCUCUCUUCCUCGUCUGUGUCUCUCUUCUCUCUCGUGUGUGUCUCUCUCUUCUCUCUUCCCUCGUCUGUGUCUCUCUCUUCUCUCUAUCUGUCUGUGUCUCUCUCUUUCUCUCUUCUCUCGUCUGUGUCUCUCUCUUCUCUCUUCCCUGUCUGUCUCUCUCUUCUCUCUUCCUCGUCUGUGUCUCUCUCUUCUCUCUUCCCUCGUCUGUCUCUCUCUCUUUCUCUUCCCUAUCUCUGUCUCUCUUUCUCUUCCCUCGUCUGUAUCUCUCUCUUCUCUCUUCUCUCGUCUGUGUCUCUCUCUUCUCUCUUCCCUCUCUCGUGUCUUCUCUCUAUCUCUCGUGUCUUCUCUCUAUCUCUCGUGUCUCUCCUCGUCACUCCGACUUAAAGGAUUUACGAUGUUGA